Molecule: messenger RNA, 2825 nt
Organism: Gasterosteus aculeatus aculeatus (three-spined stickleback)
Lineage: Eukaryota; Metazoa; Chordata; Actinopteri; Perciformes; Gasterosteidae
Source: RefSeq, a predicted model, not a curated record
GUUUGGAAUCCGCACAUGCGCCUUGUAACGUGCCUCCAGGACGCAUGCGCUCCUUUCCCCGCGAAAACAUGAAGACGGUGACGACGGCAGGAAUGGCUAAAUCACCUUGAAGGGCAUCAGAGGCAACUCAAGAAGACCAGACUAGUCCUGGCGAUCUGUGUCUACCACACAAGUGAAGAUGAAGGUGCAUUUAACGCUAAUGCGCAGAGAAUAGGACCCACUCUUUUUUCCACACGUGCUUUUAUUGUGCCCAAUAUGCAUAUUUUUGCCAAACAUUCUGCAAAAUAACAUGCCCAGGAUUACCUAGGAACGGUUCACCAAUUCUGUGGCAAACAUAUCUGAAUUGAAAUGCACCAAAAUAGAGACUUUUAUAAUGCUUAUUUGCUUUUAAAAGGUUUUCGGAUGAUUAAUGCCGUCUAAAUGGCUCUCGCGCACACAGCAGAGUGGAGUGGUCCUUGACGUUUCUUUAUUUGGUUCAUCCGUUCUUAUUUUAAACCCACCGUUAAGGAGCAUUUUAGCUGUGGAUGUACACUGCUCAAAACAGUUAAUGGAAAAGACAUCAGAUCUCAAUGUAAAAAAAACUAUGUUGGGUAUCGAUAUAGACCAUUAAAUGGCUGAGGAAAAAAAGGAUGCCACCUCUUUUGAUGGAAAUAAAAGUUUCAGCCUGCACAGGGCUUCAUUUAGACCCCAAAAUCUAAGUGAAACGAUGAUGUGGCAGGCUCCAUUUUGCCCAAAUUAAAUUUCUGCAACUCAAUAUAAUUUCCAAUAUCUUGUGGCCCCCACAUGCUUGAAUACAUGCUUCCCAAACAUCGCGGCAUGCUCCUAAUGAGACGACGGAUGGCGUCCUGCGGGAUGUCCUCCCAGAUAAGGUCAUCAGUAAGCCUCUGUUUUCAAUAUCACUGAUUAUGAUGAGUGGUGGUCCAAAGUAUGGUGCGGGGUCAUCACAGAAAUGGCCACAACCAAUUAUUACCUGUUCGAAUGCUCUUUUAGGGGGUUCCUCCUCGAUCUUGUUGACCUUAUUGUCUACCUCAGUUAACAGUUAAAACAUUCUUUAAAUUCAGUGUUACAGAAGACUGAGGAUUUCAUUUUGUGGAACCUUAUACAGUUGUGAUUAUUGAUUAUUAACGGAUGACCCAUUUUGUUGUGGUUGUUGUUGAAAGGUUGGCCUGAGAUUGCUGUUUUUGGAGUCUUCGUCAUCGUCAGGUGACUAAGACUCUCCAGAUAAAAACGUCUGCGCAGCUUCAUUGGUCUUUUUCAGAUUGUGCUUUUGAAUCCCUCUGAGCUCCAUCUCUACACUUCAUCCAACAUGACAGCCACAGGCCACCCCGGUCAACAUGUGGAGGAAAAGUCCAGCCAUCUUUCCUGGGACUUUCUUUAUUCUGAUCAAAGUUCCCAGGCAUUUCUUUACCUGUUUGUUGGCUCUGCCCUUUUUGCAUCUUCAGCAAAUGGAUUUCUCUUUUUUCUGACAUCGAAGAAGCAGCUGUGGCAGCCCCACUACAUCCUGCUGCAGCACACAUCAGCCUGCGCUGUUGGGAAGACUUUUGUAACCGCUCUGGCUGUUUUCUCCCCCGGAUCGUGGCCCGCAGCACACUUCUGCACGCUGCUCUGUUUCUGUCUGACGUCGCAAAUGACUUUGUGCCUGAUGGCGGUGGAGCGCUACCUCUUCACCUGCCGCGGCACCGACUACCUGCGGACGGUCACCACCCGCAGCGUCCACAUCACCGUGGGGCUGGCGUGGGGGCUCAGCGGGGCGACGAGCGUGCAUGCAGGGUUGCUGUUGCACCAGAUCCCUUUGGCCUCCCAGCAGCCAACCACCGAGCUCCAGUGGGCCGCUUUGACCACCAGGCAGAACAUCACGUGUUCCCGCGAAGAACUGACGCCGGUGUUUGUCCCCCCGUUUGUCUUGAUGACUUUCUGCGCAUUGACCAUGUGCUACUGCUCUGGGCGCGUGUAUCACGCAUCUCUCAGGGCGAGCGGGGCCGUAAAGUGUCUUAACCAUCGUGUCAACCGCACGGUCGCAUUCUACCUGUUCACCUUUUUCCUGCAGCUGGCCCCAUGCGUGAUCGUCUUUGCAACGGCGUCCCUCUGCGCGACCGCCACUUUCUUAGUGACGCCGCAGCUAAUAAUUCUCCCGUCGUGCAUCGACGCAGCUUUCCUUCUCACCCGGAACCCGCAGAUUAAGCCGCUGGUCCUGUCUGCGCUGCAUCUGGAACGCGGGUGCGCGAGCAGCGCAGAUGUGUCGCGCGGGAGCGCGGAUGGGACAGAAGAGCGCGCGUUGGAGAUGGAGGACCCGGCGACCGCACCUGCUCCUCCACUCGGUUCGGCGUCCGCUUCUGUUUGUUAUUAGUCUCAAACUUAAAUAGUCAUAUUUAGGUUUAUAUUUGUUCAUCUAUUUGGUUCUAUGUUAAGUAGUUUGUGAUGGACGCCGUUAUUCGGUAUUUGUGCUGAUAAAAUAUAAAAGAUUGUUGGAUUUUUCAGUGUUUCUUGUUGCAGUAUUUAAUUGUUACAUUUAUUAAUUGAUAUUUAGCGUACACCUCUAAUGAGCAGCACGACACGGUGUCCUCUCACUUCACUUUUGAUGAUGUUCUUGCAUGAAUUAGUUUUGGUUUUAUUACUGCUUCUUCAGUGUAAAUCAGUCUGCUUACCGUCUGUGAUAUUCUAUUUGUGACCAAAGAAGGUAUCAGCUUUUUGGACAUGAUGUGAUAAAUAUCAAUAAGCUCUAUAUGUAUUUGAAAGGUAAAUCAUGUCUCUGUCUGAUGUUACAUCUCAUUAAUUUAUGUCACACCAACACAUGUAAUUGUUGUGGUUAUUUGAACAAUGAUGUC